Messenger RNA from Tilletiopsis washingtonensis, 2606 nucleotides. Its product is annotated as DEAD-domain-containing protein. Gene Ontology annotation, cellular component: nucleus. Bases 46 to 2568 code for a protein of 840 amino acids. The record is from RefSeq and is a predicted model, not a curated record. The transcript is spliced from 2 exons. Gene Ontology annotation, biological process: rRNA processing. Gene Ontology annotation, molecular function: ATP binding; RNA helicase activity; nucleic acid binding. NCBI's taxonomy places the organism in Eukaryota, Fungi, Basidiomycota, Exobasidiomycetes, Entylomatales.
CUCGGCCUCUUACCUCUCAUCCUCACGCCCCAUCCCUCACCCACCAUGGCGCCUGACGCAUCAGCCAAGCGCAAGCGCCCUUCUGCGCCGUCCAAGCCCGGCGGCCCCUCUUCCGCGCCCGCCGCGCCGAAGAAGAAGCGGCAGGCGCACGCCUCGCGCUCGCGCGGCGCCCGCACGCUCAAGCGCCAGAGCGAGGAUGAGGAGAUCGCGGCGCUCGACCGCCGGUGUAAGGAGCUGGCGAGCGAGGAGAAGCAGCUGGCGCGCUUCGAGGAGCUGCCGCUGUCGGCGCGGACACUGAAGGGUCUCAAGCGUGCUGCUUUCGUCGAUAUGACGCCCAUCCAGACGCUCGCUCUGCCCAAGGCGCUCAGCGGCCGCGACGUGCUCGGCGCCGCGCGCACCGGCUCGGGCAAGACGCUCUCCUUUCUCAUUCCCGUGCUGGAGCGCCUCUAUCGCCUCAAGUGGGGCCCGGCAGAUGGCCUGGGCGCGUUGAUCAUCUCGCCGACGCGCGAGCUGGCGAUGCAGAUCUUCGACGUGCUCCGUUCUAUCGGCGGCGCGCACACCUUCUCCGCCGGCCUCAUCAUCGGCGGCAAGGACGUGGCGACUGAGAAGGCGCGGCUGAGCCGCAUGAACAUCCUCGUGGCCACGCCUGGCCGGCUGCUGCAGCACAUGGACGAGACGCUCGGCUUCGAUGCGGGCAACGUGCAGCUGCUCGUGCUCGACGAGGCAGACCGCAUCCUCGACAUGGGCUUCCAGAACACGCUCGACGCCGUCGUGCAGAACGUGCCCAAGUCGCGCCAGACGCUGCUCUUCUCCGCGACGCAGACGAAGCGCGUCAAGGACCUUGCGCGCCUCAGCCUCGUCGAGCCCGAGUACGUGGCGGUGCGCGACAAGGAGGGCGAGCAGGAGGGCGCAGUGCCCAAGUCGCUCAGCCAGCACUACAUGGUCGUGCCGCUGGAGAAGAAGCUCGACGUGCUCUACUCGUUCGUGCGCAUGCAUCUGAAGAACAAGACGCUCGUCUUCCUCAGCUCGUGCAGACAGGUGCAGUUCGUGCAUGAGACGUUCUGCCGGCUGCGGCCAGGUCUUUCGGUGCUCUGCCUGCACGGCAAGCAGAAGCAGGCCAAGCGGCUGCAGAUCUUCACCGAGUUCUCGCGCGCGCAGCAUGCCGUGCUGCUCGCCACCGACAUUGCCGCGCGCGGGCUCGACUUCCCUGCCGUCGACUGGGUGCUGCAGAUCGAUGCACCGGAGGACGCCGACACUUACGUGCACCGCGUGGGCCGCACUGCGCGGUAUCAGAGCAAGGGCAAUUCGCUCCUCUUCCUGCUGCCGAGCGAGGAGCAAGGCGCGCUCGCGGCGCUCGAGAAGAAGCGCAUCGCGCCAGAGAAGAUCAAGGCGCGCGAGAGCAAGACGCAGAGCAUCGCCAACCAGCUGCAGAGCUUCCUCUUCCAGGAUCCGGAGCUCAAGUACCUCGGCCAGAAGGCAUUCGUCUCCUACGUCCGCUCGGUGCACCUGCAGCGCGACAAGGCCACGUUUGACGUCACGGCACUGGCGUUGGACAAGUUUGCCGGCGCUCUUGGCCUGCCUGGUGCGCCCAAGGUCAAGUUCGUGCGUGAGGCACAAGCAGCGAAGAAGAAGGCUGCCAAGCUGGAAGCCAAGGCUGCGAAGCAGGCGGCGAUCGAUGGCGACGAUGACGCCGCGGCAGACCCGGCGAAGGUGCGGACCAAGUACGACCGCAUGUUCGAGCGCCGCAACCAGGGCGUGCUCAGCGAGCACUAUGCCAAGCUGGUCCAGGACGAGGACGACUCUGCAAGCUCAGGAGAGGGCGAAGCGAGCGGCUCUGAGGACGAGGAGGACAGCGACGCCGAGAGCAGCGUCGCUUCGGCGGCCCAAGACGAGCUGGUCGGCGGCAACGGCGAUGAUGAGCUGCUGGGCGGUGCAGCGGACGACGACGGCGACUUCAUCACGCUGAAGCGCGCCGACCACGCGCUCGAGUCCGAUGACGAGGCGCCGUCGACGCACCUCUCGAAGCGCGCGCUUGCGAUGGGCACCAGCAAGAAGGCCAUGGCCGCCGCAGGCAAGCGCGGCCAAGGCGAGAAGGUCAUCUUCGACGAGGAAGGCCGCGCACAUGCGCUCUACGAGCUGCAGGACGAGCUGGCGUUCCGCAAGGACGGCGACGCCAAGUCGCUCGCGCAGCGCUUCAUCGAGGAGGAGGGCGCGCGCCUCAAGGAGAAGGACGCCGAGGACAAGGAGCGCGUGCGGGCACGCAAGCGCGAGCGCCGCCGGCUGCUGCGCGAGCGGGAGCGCGAGGAGCGCGGCGAUGAGCCCAAGGGCGGCGCAGGUGUGGAGCUGGCGCCGCUGGAGGACGACGACGGGUACGAGACGCCGGACUUUGUCUUGCCGGGCGACAGCGGGGCGGAGGACGGCAGCGAGAGCGACGAGGCUACCAGCGAGGACAGCGAGGCAGAGGAGGAGGCAAGCCGGCCGGCCAAGAAGCGCAGGGCCGCGAAGCCCGCGGGGGGCGAUCUGGAGAGCGACGAGGCGCUGGCGCUGCGCCUUCUUGGCGAUGCGUGAGCGGUCCGGCUCGAGCCUCAAUGUACUUCUAGCGUGUA